AUGUUUCAUUGUCGUCGGCAGUUUUCCGAAGUUAGGACACCUAAACUGUUGGCGAAGUUGGUUGAUGUGGUUUCUAGCCCGGGGGGUUCGAACCGGAAUACCCACACUGUAGGCACGGUAGCCGGUUCUAACUCCAGACCUGUUGGUGCAUCUUCGUCCGUCCCUGUGAAUGAACCUCCGGUCGAGCCUGUCGCCUCCCCUUCAUUUGCUGUUUAUCUCAACUGUAGUGGAGGCGGUGAGGUUGGAAUAGGGGAGACUGUGCCGAACUCUUUACAGUGUGCUGCACCGGCUGGUCUAGGCGAUGCAUUGCUGGAUGAUGCAAACGAUGAUGAUGUGGAGCCGGAUAUCAUUGCUGAUGACAGUGGCGAUGAUAUUCGAGGGAGUGAGCCAGCUGGGGCAGGAGGUGGUUCUAGUUUUGGCACACAGCAAUACCCUCCGCACUUCUCAUCUUUGGACCUGGAUGCCAUGAGACAGGAGGGGGCUCUUGGGGAGCCUGCUGGAUUUGGUGCUAGAGAUGCCGAGGGGUCUGCAGGUCUGACAGAGUUUCAGGUUGGUCAGCGGUUUCAAGAUAAAGAUGAGGCUGUGUUAAGUGUGAAGACGUAUAGCAUCCGACGUGGGGUACAAUACAAGGUGGUGGAGUCUAACUAUCGCCGGUACAACGGACCACAUACGUGUCUCGCGACGUCCAUCUCUAGUGACCACAGGAGUCUGGACUAUCAUGUGAUAUCGGCAUUCAUCAUGCCAAUGGUUAGAGCCGAUGCAUCCGUCAGCAUCAAGGCUCUCCUGAAUGCAACGGCGGCACACUUUGGAUCCAGGCCAACCUAUAGGAGGGUUUGGUUGGCAAAACAGAAGGUCGUUGCCCACAUCUAUGGUGAUUGGGAUGAGUCGUACAAUGAGCUACCGCGGUGGGUGUUAGGAGUUCAGUUAACGAUGCCUGGUACUGCUGCAGUUCUUAGGACGAGUCCAGUUGCAGUUCUUGCAACACUGAGAUUGGAAUGCGAUAUAAAAACUUAUUAA
This is a messenger RNA of Arachis ipaensis, 1017 nucleotides long. RefSeq lists its product as uncharacterized. The record is from RefSeq and is a predicted model, not a curated record. Lineage: Eukaryota; Viridiplantae; Streptophyta; Magnoliopsida; Fabales; Fabaceae.